Messenger RNA from Xiphias gladius (swordfish), 1326 nucleotides. It is a transcript of the gene mtpn, whose product is annotated as myotrophin. Gene Ontology annotation, biological process: regulation of barbed-end actin filament capping. Gene Ontology annotation, molecular function: protein binding. NCBI's taxonomy places the organism in Eukaryota, Metazoa, Chordata, Actinopteri, Istiophoriformes, Xiphiidae. Bases 332 to 688 code for a protein of 118 amino acids. The transcript is spliced from 4 exons. The record is from RefSeq and is a predicted model, not a curated record. Gene Ontology annotation, cellular component: nucleus; cytoplasm.
UUCCUCUUAAACGUUCAUUUCCGGGUAACGGCAUCGGCUUCCGGCUUGCAAAAGGCGGAUCCCUCGCUGCUACUUUGCCUCUCAGAACUUCUUUCGAACCUAUUUUUUUUUUCCUGGGCGGGUACCAGUUAAACCACCACAUCCAACUAGAAUUGCUUUCUUUAGUAUUAAAACGACAUUGUAUUCAGUCGCGUCCUACGAACGUUCCCGCCCCGACGACAGGAAGAGAUUUCCAGCUCUAGCUAGCUAACUUUUAACGCCCUAGCAUUUAACUUGACAACUGCCCUGCAGCACAACAGGGAAGAAGCAACACCGGAGCAAACACAGGAAGAUGGGAGAUAAAGAACUGAUGUGGGCAUUGAAGACCGGGGACCUGGACGAGGUCAAAACCAAACUGGUAACGGCUGAGGAUGUAAACCGGACCCUGGAUGGUGGGAGGAAGCCUCUGCACUACGCUGCAGACUUUGGUCAGACAGAUAUGGUGGAAUUUCUCAUUUCGAAGGGAGCAGAUAUCAAUGCUCCUGACAAACACGGGCUCACUCCACUGAUCUCUGCCUGUUUCGAGGGUCACCUCUCCUGUGUCAAGGUCCUGCUAGAAAAGGGAGCUGACAAGGACCGGAAAGGACCGAACGGCAUCAGUGCCUUUGAAGCUGCCGACAAUGAUGCCAUAAAGGCUCUGCUCAAGUGAGACACCACGGUGUGGGAGGUGGCUGGACAGGUGGGUGAACGGAUAGACAGAUGGAUGAAGUGGUCCCCUGACAGAAGACAGACUCACCCCUUUUACCCAUAUCAACCUCUGUCUUCACACUGCUUUUGUCUGUUUGUUGGAGGGACAUUUUGUCCGUCUGGUUAUUUUUCCUUACCUUGCUUUUUUUUUUCCUUUUCCCCAAGUUUUUGGGGAUAGGAUUUUCUCUUUUGGCCUCUGUUUGUAGCCAUUUAACAGAAGGACUUGUCAGUUAUGUCUCCCUUAGGGACCAAUCACUGGGGGAGCACACUCAUACUCGGAUCCUAAAACACUGCAGACUAGAAAUCAAACUCUAUAAUGUAAACGCAAAGCUUGGCACUUAAAUUCACAUUUUUCUUUUGCAGUUGUCUCUUAAAACUGUAAUCAAAUGGUAAAAAGAUCAAUAGCGUGUUAAUAUUUUUUUACAACUUCAGUAUAAGUAUUGUAUGGCCAGGGCUUAAUCUCAUGAACAGGAAUUGCACUGUACUGUACUAGAUAGAUUGAAAAGAAGGUUUGUAAAGUUUCAUUAUAUUAACCUUUCAUUAUGUAUGGCCUCUCCCUCUGCUGUGAUUUCUUUUUUAAUAAAAUAAAAUGUCCCUCCA